AUGGGGUCCUGGGGCCUCAGGUACGACCACCAGGUCAGGUCAGGUACGACCACCAGGUACGACACCAGGUACGACACAGGUUCAGGUACGACAGGUACGACCACAGGUACGACCACCAGGUACGACCACAGGUACGACCACCAGGUACGACCCCAAGCACAGGUACAGGGUACCGCUGGCCUGUCCCAGCUGGAGAGCGCCCCCGCCCCCGCCGACGCCAAGGAGACCCCGCGCAAGACCAAGGGGGUCAUCCCCCACCUGGGCCACCUGCCGGACCUCAACAAGCUGUCUGACGUCAUCAGGAACCUGGUCAUGGGCAACGUGGUGUUCGUCAAGCCCAUCCUGAAGCCGCGGAAGAUCUGCAUCUACACCUGCGCGGAUCUCAAAGACACCAUCAUGGAGCGGUCGGCGCUGAUGGAGCACGUGUACCCGAAGCUGCGUCUGUACUGCAUGGAGAAGGGCUACGAGCUGAACAUCGUCGACCUCCACUGGGGCAUUCCCGAUGAACACCUGAACGACCACUCCUUCAAGGAACUGUGCCUCGGCCAGCUCACCACCCAGGCCCGCGACUCGCACAUCGUGACGGUGGUGUUCCUCAACGAGACCUUCGGCAACGCCCUCCUGCCGCGGGUGAUCGAGGGCCCCGACUUCGACCAGGCGAUCUCGGCAAUGGAGCACGACACCGAACCGCGAGCUCUUCUGGAAGUGGUACCACUGGGACGAGAACGCGACCGCCCUGCUACAAGCUGCAGCCAUCAGCACGCGAGCUCUGGAAGGUACCACUGGGACGAGAACGCGCAGAAGCGCAGCCCAUCAGCCACUGGUACCACUGGACGAGAACGCGCAGCCGCCCUGCUACAAGCUGCAGACAGCAACAGCGCCAGCCUACACCAGGAGGCCGUGCAGGACUGGAACAACGAGGUCAAGAAGAUGAUGACGCUGAUGAGGAUGGUCUUCAAUCAGGAGCAGAAGGAGAAGUACCUGUCCACGGUCAUGGAGCAGGAGAUCAAGCAGAGCGUCUUCAUGAACCAGGAGAGCGCCAAACACUGCCUGUGGAUAUGCCGCAGUUCACCCACUUCCCCGUCGCCACAACAAUCCCCCCGGCGCAAGGAAAGGUGUACGUGGCCCAGUGGAACCAGGAGCAAGAAGAGGCUGACAUCCCCUGCCCCAGAGCGAACUCAAGCCCAGGCCCGCGACUCGCACAUCGUGACGGUGGUGUUCCUCAACGAGACCUUCGGCAACGCCCUCCUGCCGCGGGUGAUCGAGGGCCCCGACUUCGACCAGGCGAUCUCGGCAAUGGAGCACGACACCGACCGCGAGCUCUUCUGGAAGUGGUACCACUGGGACGAGAACGCGCAGCCGCCCUGCUACAAGCUGCAGCCCAUCAGCACUUACAUUCCUAAUAUCAAGGACAGCAACAGCCAGCCUACACCAGGAGGCCGUGCAGGACUGGAACAACGAGGUCAAGAAGAUGAUGACGCUGAUGAGGAUGUCUUCCAAUCAGGAACAGAAAGGAGACCUUCCAUCAUGGAGCAGGGGCUGAUAAGAAAAGGGCUGGAUUGUGUCCUUUUGGGAUAUCAAGCAGAGCGUCUUCAUGAACCAGGAGAGCCAAACACUGCUGUGAUAUCCGCAAGUUCACCACUUCCCUCGCACAACAUCGCCGGCGCAAGAAAAUGUGUACUGCAGUUGAACCCGAGUAGCAAGAAGCUGGACAUCUUGCAGAGCGAACUCAAGUGCGGAGCCACGCCAGUACUGGAGGACCUCUUGCGCCUCAAUCUCGCCGCUGCUCAUCCCAUCAAUCGACGCGCUCAUCGAGGAGGACGAACGAAGGGUCGCCAGGAGCUGCUCACCAAGAUCAUGAGGGUCGCCAGGAGCUGCUCCCAAGAUCAGGAGGUAGAGCUGAGGGCAGGUUGUGAGGAGGCGAGGGGUCUGCCAGAGCGCUGCGUCACCAAGAUAAGGACGGUACCUCAGCAACGACUCCUGCGUGCGCUCAUCAUGCACGGCGAGGUCGGCUGCGGGAAGUCCUCGCUCAUCGCCAAGGCCAUGGAGAGGUGCUGCGAGUGGCUCGUCGACGUCCCCUCGUCGUCAGGUGCGGUCGUAGGACUCCCCCCCGGGUCCUCGACGACGGAGCAGGUCCUGAGGCCAUCGCCGAGCAGUGCUGCGCGCUCUUUGGAGACCAUCGCGGAGGCCAGCAAGAGCGUGCGCCACAUGUCCGCCUUCCUCAAGCACGUGUGGUCGAAGGCGUGCAAGAUCCGGCCGCUGGUCAUCAUGAUCGACGGGAUCGACCAGGUCAAGUGUUACGGGUCGACCUCGCUGGAGUGGUUGCCGUCGGAGCUGCCCGAGAACGUCAAGCUGAUCAUGAGAUCCGCCCCUGACGAUCGACGAAGGCUACAACAAGUUCGAGGCAUCCUGAGCAGCACCACCGGAGCGUCAACAAGGAGAGCAGAGGGGCUGGUGAGCAAGUACCUGCAAGAGUGCCCGCUGCCGCUCUACGUGGAGAUCAUGGGGCGGAUGGCGUGCCAGUGGACGGGCGCCGAGACGCAGCUUCCCCUCCAGCCGAAUCUCAUGGGCCUCAUAAAUGCGGUUUUCGACGAACUGGAAGCCGCCUAUGGCCAGGUGGAAGUGUCCCACACCCUCGGCUACUUGACGGCGGCCAAGCACGGCCUCUCGGACUCCGAAAUGAUUGACAUCCUCUCCUGUGACGAGGCUGUGCUCGAGAAGAUCUUCGUACACUGCACGCCGCCAGCAACAUGUCCAAGAUCUCCGUUCAGUCACUGUUCAGCCGCCACAACCGACGCAAGCUGGACGAGCUGCCCUACCAAGUCCUGCAACUCAGGGGCCGCAUCCUGGAGGAGUUCGUGCUCAAGUUCGACUGGGUGUACGAGAAGCUCUGCGGCUCGGAUACGUACCAGGUGCUGGAGGACGUGUCCCUCGCCCUGAGGAACCACAGCAACAACAUCGAACUCGUCCUGCUGAAGGAGGUGCUCGAAGCUCGCCGCCUACGGCCUCGGAUACGACGGAAGGCAGUUCUACUCGCAGGUGUACGGGCGCUGUCCACGCUGAUGUCCGACCCCGCAGAACCACGAGACGUACCCCAUCAUCAAGGAGCUGUACGACACCGCCGCCCGCGCGCCCGUGCCCUGCCUGCUGCCCUCACCGUCUGCUUCCACGAGCCGUUCCAGGACCAGAACAUGAAGCUGGGCGACGGCCAGGUCUACUUCAACGCCCUCAUCCGCGCCCGCCACAACCCCCACUACGUCAUCACCCUCAGCACGGAGAGGGGGGAGAUCGCCGUGUGGAACGUCUUCACCAUGUCUCCCGUGCGGACUCUCACCGGGAUCACGCAGCCUAGGAAGCUGAAGAUGAUCGACGACUACCGCUGCCUGGUCCUCUGUGGGCGUGAGCUCCGUAUCUACAACUUCGACGAGGGUCUCUUCGUCAUGAAGCUCCGCGAGGUCAUGAACCAGAAGAUGCCCUUCUUCGGUCUGCACGACAAGGACCACGUGGUGGCCCUCUCGCGCUCGCGUAUGUACGUCAACAUGAUGAACCUCCAGAACGGCGACUGCGUGGCCACGUUCAAGGUAAUCCCCGCUGGACACUGAAGGGCCACACAGCACCUCCCAACACCAUCAGGUUGGACAACCGAGGUCUUCAGUGCCUCACCUUCGACUCCCUGGGUAGAGAUCGCUCUGUCAGGGUGUGGGACAUUCACACAGGAAACAGCCUAGCAGUGUUGACCCCUGACCAAGCUAUCACAGCAUGCGAGAUUUCAAGCGAUGGAAAAGCGGUUGUCAUGGCGCUUGAGGGACGCAAUGAAAUCGUCACCUUCCUUUUGUGCCACCAAACAGGUGUGGAUGAGCGACCAACACCAAAGUCAUAUGGCAAUGACACCAACCGUGGCAAAGUCUUUGAUCUUAGCCAAGCUGGCACGUGGCCGAUGUCUGGAGAUGCGGAGGAGAACAUGCUGUGGAGUUAACUCACCUUGUAGCUGUAUAUAUAUAAGAGAUAAGGAUAAAGCUAGAUUAAGAC
Molecule: messenger RNA, 4029 nt
Organism: Penaeus vannamei (Pacific white shrimp)
Lineage: Eukaryota; Metazoa; Arthropoda; Malacostraca; Decapoda; Penaeidae
Source: RefSeq, a predicted model, not a curated record